CAUAUAAAUGUCUACAGAAAAUCUACGCAAAUGUAACUAGCUGCAAUGAAAAGAAUGGUCAAUAUAAUCUAUGUAAUGGAGACAAACAAAUGUCAUGUAAUUGGUUAUGGUCCGAUAUUGAAUGUAGCAAAAUAUAUGCGCAGUAUAUUGAUACUAUAUAUAAAGCUAUAUUAUAAAUGCGAUUGCGAAGAGAUCGAUGCCGUGGAGGAUGUGUUGAACAAAAUGGGAGUAAUGGUAACUGAUAUGCAAACCAAUAGCCAGAUCGUCUAUAGUCAGGAAAAUUGCAGUGUGGUUACCAUUGCUGUACCAGUGUGUGUGCCAUCGAGGGAUGAAGUAAUCAUGCUGCUAUUUGAUAACCCCUCAAAAAGUAACGCAAAAAUGGUUUUGUAUUCAAACACACGCGUCGAGCAAAACCACAAAUUCAAGGGAGUCCUCGAACUGAUCCCAAAUCGCAAUAAUCCCAUCAAUUUUGUCAAUAAAGUGGAGAAGGUUUUGGUGAUGGUCUACAAGACGACAGCCAAUCAUUUCGCGGUGAUAUACCCGCAGUGGGGACUCGACUGUUCGCGGACUCCCAUCUGUAAAAUCAAUCUCUUGUCGACAAAAGUGGAGAAAAGCGCCGACAGUCCGGACCGACAGUUCUGUAUCGCUUCGACCCGAGAGCACUCUCGGGUCGAAGCGAUACAGAACUGUCGGUCCGGACUGUCGGCGCUUUUCUCCACUUUUGUCGACAAGAGAUUGAUUUUACAGAUGGGAGUCCGCGAACAGUCGAGUCCCCACUGCGGGUAUAUCACCGCGAAAUGA
This is a messenger RNA of Medioppia subpectinata, 801 nucleotides long. The record is from the annotation of a GenBank genome assembly. Lineage: Eukaryota; Metazoa; Arthropoda; Arachnida; Sarcoptiformes; Oppiidae.